AUGACAGCCACUCCUGUUCUUUAAAGCUCACCGAUAAAACUGCAGCUUUCAGUCUAGCCUGUGUAUGUUUUUCACUUGUUUAUCUUUAGCUGCUGGGACAAACUGAGCUACCUUGUGGUCUACUUAUUUUCUGCUUCCUCCACCAACGUCACUCGUUUCCUGCCUGAUACACAGGCAACCCAGACAAUAGAGAUGUUCACAUUUCCCGACUGGUGUGAGCUUUGGCUGGUAUUAGCUGGUUUUUUGUACCAUCACAGAACUUCAGUGAAAUUCUCUUUUCAUCAGUCUCUCUGAGGAAUAGAAGCACUUCUCAUGCUAACUGAAAUGGAAUAACAAACGGACAGGUCAGCAAAAGUAUUGUGUGCAGGUGGCAAUGUUAAUUCAUUGGAAACCACUGGUUGCUGGAACAUCCUUCUUUGUCAUCUUUAUCUUAUCUUUUGCAUCGUAUUAUUGGAAGAGAAGCACACCAUGGUAUAAAAUAUAUGGGACAUCCAAAUCUUACGACCGCUUCUGCAGAGGCCCGCUUGCCAGAGACACGAUCACACGACUCAAAGACAAACACAGCUUUAUCAUAGCCCCCUAUUUUGACAACCGGAACGGGACUCUCAUCCGCAUUAUUAGUAUUAUUCAUCAUGAAAAGGUUAAGGAUCUUCAUUGCUUGCUCUGCUGCCAAAAUAGUGGGAACGUUACCAUCGUGAAGGCGAAGAUCGACAUUCACAAAGACCGGUUUGGAUUCCCUUAUGGCACCGCCGAUCUCCUUUGUGGGGAACCACCAAACUGCACUCCACAGUACAUGUCAAUUUGGCCGUCUCGUGAAUCGGACUUUGCCCUAAUACCACUUUUUGAGAUAAAAAACCGCAACGCGGAAAGCUCUUCUCUAGAAUUCACCGUCUGCAUCUCCACCAUGUUUGGAGACUAUAACAACAUCUUGCAGUUCAUACAGAGCAUUGAGAUGUAUAAAAUACUUGGAGCACAGAAAGUUAUUAUUUAUAAGACGAGGUGUAGCCCAUUAAUGGAAAAAGUCCUAAGAUAUUACGUCUCUGAAGGGACCAUUGAAAUUGUUCCCUGGCCCAUUGAUCUGUACCUUAAGCCUUCCUCUUACUGGCAUCAUUCCAUGGAUGCCAAAGACAUUGGGUACUAUGGGCAAAUCGCAGCCCUGAAUGACUGCAUCUACCACAAUAUGUACAGAAGCAAAUAUGUGUUGCUAAUUGAUGCUGACGAAAUUAUCCUUCCUGUUAAGGAUGCCGAUUGGAAAUCUCUAAUGCAACGGCUUCAAAAGAAAAAUCCAGGGACUGGAGUGUUCUUGUUUGAAAACCACGUCUUCCGUAACAAUGUCUUCGACUUGAACGGUCCAUUCAACUUCUCAUCUUGGAGCGGCGUGCCUGGCGUGAAUGUAUUUCGGCACAUCUUCAAAGAACCAAACAGGAAAGGUGACUUCAAUAACAAGAAGAUGGUUGUUGACCCAAGAAAAGUGAUUCAGACAUCUGUCCAUUCUGUUCUCAACAUGUACGGAGAUACCGUGGAAGUCCCCAGCGACAUCGCGUUUCUCUUCCACUGCAGGAUACCGGAACGUAAAGAUCUGACGGAUGAAUCCUUGAUUCGAGACCCAAUCCUUUGGAAAUACAACACAUCUUUGAUUGCGAAUAUUAACCAUGUUCUACAUGAAUCCCAUAUUUUACAAUCUCAUGCCAAACUGUGAUGGAUGCCAGUAGUAAAGGCCGAGAAAAUAUAAUAAAUACAGAUUUGUACAUGAAACGUACAGCUACAAUGCCCUGUAUGGUUGAAAAUAUCAAAACAGGUUGGAAAUAUUCGACAAAGAGAGGUGGAGGUCCCUCAAAGGGGAUAAUUUUUUUAAGGUACUUUGGUAAAUAAUGUCUCACCUGUGGAUUUCUCACUUUACUGAAAUGAUUCUGGUCCAAAGCAAGUGUCUUCAUUCGAUGAUAAGGAUGUUGAAAAGUCAGACGGGGACUAUUCAGGCAUUGCACCCUCAACUGUGGAAGUCAUUCUCUCAUGAAGCUUAACUGAUUACCAUAUUCCAGUGAAUAAAAAUGGUUUCCAUGUUUUCA
Molecule: messenger RNA, 2066 nt
Organism: Pogona vitticeps (central bearded dragon)
Lineage: Eukaryota; Metazoa; Chordata; Lepidosauria; Squamata; Agamidae
Product: beta-1,4-galactosyltransferase galt-1-like
Cellular component (GO): cytoplasm
Molecular function (GO): glycosyltransferase activity
Source: RefSeq, a predicted model, not a curated record